Monodelphis domestica (gray short-tailed opossum) is the source of this 2830-nucleotide messenger RNA. It is a transcript of the gene MOCS2, whose product is annotated as molybdenum cofactor synthesis 2. Gene Ontology annotation, biological process: Mo-molybdopterin cofactor biosynthetic process. Gene Ontology annotation, molecular function: molybdopterin synthase activity. The record is from RefSeq and is a predicted model, not a curated record. Gene Ontology annotation, cellular component: cytosol; molybdopterin synthase complex. Lineage: Eukaryota; Metazoa; Chordata; Mammalia; Didelphimorphia; Didelphidae.
UCCGGUGUUCCGGUAUGCUAUGAGCUUCCGCAGAGUGUACUAACUUUCAUUUCUGAAGUGUUGGUCAGUGCUGGCCCCGCCUUCCUCCUCUGCCUUCUCCUUUUCCUCUUUCUCUGGGUCUGGCCCCGUGGGGCUGUGGCAGGGCGGCUGUAGGUGUCUACGGAGUCGAGGCACCCUGGGGCGGGAUGGUGCCUCAGAGCCAGGCUAGCUGAUGUACGAGAUCAAGUGAUAUUUGCUGUUCGUCAGGAAUAUGUCCAGCUUGGAGAUCAACUCCUGUUCCUACAACCAGGCGACGAGAUUGCAGUUAUUCCCCCCAUUAGUGGAGGAUAAUAUCGCUGGGCUGUUGGGGGAAUCUAUGAGUUCAACUGAAGACAAACCUAAAGAUAUAAUUAAAUUCACUCCUGAGAAACUCUCAGUAGAUGAAGUCUCACAAUUGGUGAUUUCUCCUGUCUGUGGAGCAGUAUCUCUAUUUGUGGGGACUACAAGAAAUAACUUUGAAGGGAAAAAAGUUGUUAGCUUAGAAUAUGAAGCCUAUGUACCAAUGGCAGAAGCUGAAGUUAGAAAAAUAUGUAAUGCUGUUAGACAGCAGUGGCCAGUCAAGCACAUAGCCAUAUGCCAUCGGCUUGGCUUAGUUCCAGUAACAGAAGCAAGUGUGGUCAUUGCUGUUUCUUCAGCACACAGGGCUGCAUCUCUUGAAGCUGUGAAAUAUAUCAUUGAUACAUUAAAGGCCAAAGUUCCAAUUUGGAAAAAGGAGCUCUAUGAAGAAGAAACAUCAUCUUGGAAAAGAAACAAAGAAUGCUUUUGGACAAAAAAUGACUAAUUUUUACUAAAUGAGAAUUUAGAGCUCUAAAAAUUACUCUACUGUAAUUAAUUGUAUGUUGUUUUCCUUUAUUCCUGAGUCUUUUUGAUCUUUCUGAAGCAUGUGUGAAGUCAAUUAUUUAGGAGACUUUGAGCCUGAGUGCCCCAGCAGUGGGACAUAGAUCACAGAGUCACAUAUCUGACGCCUAACACUGUGUCCUGGUGCAGCCAGUGUCAGUAUGAAUGUCCCAAGUGUUAAUGUGCCAGAGCCACUGGAACAUAGCCCCACUGAAGGGCAGAUUGGCAUGACACUUGAAAGCCAUUGGCCAAGGAAAGGGAGGUGGAGCCAGUAGGAUUCAAAAAGUGACAGUGGGAAGCUGAGUCACUCUCUGGACUUCCAUACUGGUGUCUGGGGUGAGGAGGAGGAGUGGGUUCUCUCUGAGGUUUUUCUUAUGUGAUUUGACUAUCUCUGGCUAGCAGGGCCUCAGCCAUCCAGUUAAAUGGAGAAUCAGAUCUACCCAUAAAGUUAGAAGGGCUGAGAUCUCUCUCUCUCUCUCUCCUAUCUAUUCUUCUCUCUUUACUAACAAAUGUUUAUAAAUCUGGAAUUUUAAAGUCAUCAUAACUUCUCAGAGCCCCAUUUUUCUCAUCUUUUUAGUGAGUAUGAUACUACCUAACUUAGAGCAGAGAAACAUUUGGUAAACUUUAAAAUACUUUGCAAAUUUAGUUCAGCAAGGCCAUGCAUGAUAUUUGGUCAAAGACAGGUUCUCUUAUGGCAUCCCAGUGAAGCAACUGGGAAAAAGCAAAGGGGGGAAUUUCGGAAAGAGAAGUUGGGAGGAAUAAUGAUAUGAUUUCUAUUUAGGGAAUGAUAAAAUAAUCAUGUUCUCUUACCAAGCUGAUUUUGUUUCUGCUUACACAAGUAUGUCUCUCUUUCCCUCUUACUGCUAUCUUUUACUGAUAUUUCCUUCUCCUUCUAGGAGAGCAGGAAUGACAUAAGUAUCGGUAAAGUUGGAAUGAGGCUCCAAUCAUAGUUAUUUUCAACUCCUGAACUGGAGUAUGACACCAAGAAGCAAAGUAUUUUGAAGUUAAUAAUUUCAAUCUAACUUGAGAGUGUUUUGUGAGAGAGCCUUUUUUAAGCCUUUUGAGAGAGCCUUUGUGCUUUUAAUACUUAAUUUCCAAAUAGAUAUAAUCACUUAACUCUAGAAAAACAUAUAUGUAGAAAAAGAUAUAUCCUUAAGUUCCCAGGGAAUGAAAGAGCAGUUAAUUUUUUUUCAAUGAGAUAAUAGAAUUAAUGUUAUAUAUGUUUAGAAACUUCAGUGUUCUUUCUUGCCACAUAUCAAUGCAAGUGCAUUUUUGCUGAGUCAUUCUCAGUUCUAAUUGAAUUUUAAAGUCAGUAGUUAUAAAAUUGGGAAAUUGUACUAGUUAAUUAUGUUACUUAUUGGGCCCAUUAAGGUCUUGUAUGAACUGGUUCAGAUUGAAGUGAGCAGAACUAGAAAAUGAUUUAUAAUAUACCAUUAUAAAGAAAAACAAUUUGGAAAGGCUUAGGAACCUUGAACAGUUCUAAGGGCUUAGAGAACUGAGUGUGCUGGCCCCCCCCCCCCCCAUCCUUCUCCCGAAAGAGAAUGGUGAUAGACUCAAGGCUCAGAAAGAGAUAUACUUUUUUUGUAAACAGCCAGUUUGGAAAUUUGUUUUGCUUGAUGUUAUUAAGGUUUUUAUUUUUGGACAACUGUUUUGGUCUUUAUUUUUUCCUUAGUCAGGGUGAAGAGAGGAUUGAAUGUGAGAGGAAGGGUAGAUAUAAGAAAGAAAAGUCAUUGAACCAUUAAAAAAAUUAUGGAGGCAAACUGAGGGAAAACCAGAAAGAACCACAGACAAGUAGUUUUAUAAGUUACAUACUGAAUUUAUUAUAAAAAGAAAAACAAUCUGUAAUUUGUGGCUUUAUAUAGCAUCCUCUUUUUCUCUUUUACUUUGUAUAUGAAAAUACUCAUUUUAUUUGGUAUUUAAGUCCAGAAAGAAAUAAUAAAAGCAAAAUAUUAAA